Hymenoscyphus albidus is the source of this 1149-nucleotide messenger RNA. The record is from the annotation of a GenBank genome assembly. NCBI's taxonomy places the organism in Eukaryota, Fungi, Ascomycota, Leotiomycetes, Helotiales, Helotiaceae.
AUGGCUGAUCCUCUCCUUUCCUCUCUCUGCACAAUCUGUCGUAUCCAAACACCAAAAUACAAAUGUCCCCGAUGCGCUAUACAAACAUGCUCACUCCCCUGCUCUCGCCGACACAAACUCUGGUCAGAAUGCAACGGAGUUCGCGACCCAACAAUCUACAAACCCACCUCAGAACUCUACACACCCUCAGGUGUCGACCACGAUUACAACUUCAUCCACUCCAUCGAAGCGCGCGUUGAGCGAACCGAGAAGGAAAUCGUAGAGGAGCGCGGAUUAGUGGGCAAGGCGGAAUUGAAGGCGGCAAGGAAUGGAGAGGACGAGAGGGAUAAAAGAAAAACGAAGGGUCGUAAUUUGGCGCCUGGGGAGAUGGCCAUUGAUAAAUGCUUGAAGUCUAUGGGAAUUAGGGUUGUGCGCGCGCCUGAGGGGAUGAAUUGCAGGAAGGAGAAUACGACGAAUUGGAGUAAGAAUCAGAGGUGUAUCAAUUGGCAGGUUGAGUACUUUAGAGAAGAGAGCAAGGAACGGUUUUUGGCGCGUGCGAUGGGAAAUAAACCGCUUGGUGGCUGUUAUGAUGAAGCUUGCGAGAUGGAAAAAAGAGCGAAUCUGACGCCGGAAGAGCUGAAGGUUUUGAAGAAACGAAAGGCGGAACAACAGAAGCAACGGGAAAAGGCAGGAAAGAGGGUCAAGCUGAGUAACGCCGAAGCAUCGAAUCUUCCAAUCACAGCAGAGCCUAUACUACAAGACCCUCGGACGAGUACUUGGAAUAUCUCAGUCGAGGCAGAAUCGGAAAAUUCAGAACCGCCAGCACAGGAUAAACCUACAUAUUCCCAGGAUAAAAAGUUCUAUCUUCUUCGGCCAUAUACACCUUCAUCUAUGCCCAAAGUUUUAGUACCACUCGACGCAUCCAAACCGCUUUCAGAACUACUCAAAAGGAGAUUGGUUCUGGAAUACCCCACGAUCUACGUAUUCCAUCAAAUCACACCCUUACCCGAAGAUUUCAUGUUGGAGAAGGACUUCCUAAGAAAGACGGGUCAGCCGGCUUUUGAUUCUUCAGAUGAUGAAUCGAGUGAAGAAAGUGGUUCUGAUGGGGCGGAUAGUGAUACUAGUAGUAGCGGAGAUAGCGAUUCCAGCUCGGAAGAGGGAGAGAAAUGA